Molecule: messenger RNA, 891 nt
Organism: Entrophospora sp. SA101
Lineage: Eukaryota; Fungi; Glomeromycota; Glomeromycetes; Entrophosporales; Entrophosporaceae
Source: the annotation of a GenBank genome assembly
AUGGUAUUAUUGGUAUUGACAGAACGUAUCAGAACUGCAAUCUAUCAAGCUAUACAAUCGCCAGAAUUUGAUGAAUCAGCAAGACAACGUUUGAGAUCAUAUUUGAAAGCAAGUGCUUGCAUUCCAUUGGACCUUAUCAAGGAGGUUUCCAACUUCUUAGUGAGUCGUGAUGGAAAACUGGGCAGAGAAAUUGGUCUUUCUAGUUAUUGGUUACACGAAUUGCUUACUGGAAGUGGAAUUUAUGUACAGCCUCGUAAAGAAAAAGUCAAGAGUCCUGAAUUGGUUGCAAAAUUAGAAAAAAUAUUAGCAGAACAAGCCAAUAAAGAAUAUGCUCGUAUGGUUGGCAAAGUUGCCUCUUCUUAUGAUGUUGAGACUUUUAAAUUACUUGAUACCGAGGAGUUCCAAAGUAUUCGUGGUCAACUCACUGCCAUCAUCAACAUCACCUUUACCGUUGUUGCUGUAUUCGCAGCUGUUUAUCAUGUUGCUCAAACGAUUACUGGUGACACUGGAAUGCGUGUAUUACUUGCUUUAUCUGGCAGUGUUAUUGUGGGUAUCGCAGAAACAUUCUUAUACAUGAGAUACUUGACAGGCUAUGAUUCUCCAACCAAUAAUAAUAAAAAUAGCAGAAAAGAGAAAGACCGCAGUAAAAUACCUUCAUCAACAACUCGUAAACGAUCAUCAUCUACAUCCCAUUACAGAGCUGCUACUACUAACAAUACCACAACUACAGCAGCGACUACAACAUCAUCAUCUCGACUAGGAGUUGGAGUUAUUGAAGUAGGAGCAGGCUUAGCAGUUUUAAGAAAAGGUUUAAUGUAUGGACUUACCAUAACACAAAUGUUUAUAUUUACAGCGCAAACACAAAAGUUCUUAGAAGACAAUCAGAAAUAA